Lytechinus pictus (painted urchin) is the source of this 4875-nucleotide messenger RNA. RefSeq lists its product as uncharacterized. Bases 315 to 2096 code for a protein of 593 amino acids. Gene Ontology annotation, molecular function: zinc ion binding. Lineage: Eukaryota; Metazoa; Echinodermata; Echinoidea; Temnopleuroida; Toxopneustidae. The record is from RefSeq and is a predicted model, not a curated record. The transcript has 3 exons.
AAACAAACUCCGGAAGCACGGCGGGGCUGUAACAGUUAUGAUGCGCCAUGUUGUUUUGUAUCUGAGUUUUGCAAGCCUCAUUGAUCUUUUGACAAUUGUUGGACGGUCUAAUUUUAGAUUGAACUUAUCAUACAAAGUGCUCUCAUACCACCAUCCAUGCAACAAGCCGAUUUGAUCUUCUCAUGUUCUUGUUUCAACAAUACAUGACAUAGAUGCUACUCGUAUGAUCCAUGGUUUCAGUAAGUCGUGACUUCUAUUAGUCAAAACUUCCACUUGAUAUCAUCUGUUGUUUUCCUUUGAGGUGACUUAUCACGAUGGCAUGUGAAUUCUGCUCAAUAGAGGGCGUCGUUUGUGAAGAAGCCGGCUGCGAAUCGAUUGCUGAUGUGACGUUCUAUGUGAAGGAGAAGAAAAUGCUCUGUCAUAACUGUGCCUUGAAGAAAGGAUGCAUCGGAACAGAAAGAAGAGGACGGCUUGCUCUCUAUUGCGAAAAACAUGAUAAAACCAUGGACCUGUAUUGUAAGACUCAUGGCGAAGCCUUAUGUGUUUCAUGCGCUAUGAUAGAUCAUCGCCAACAACAAUGCAAACAACAGGGUAUAAAAUACGCACUCCUAGAAAACAAAGCAAAGCUCAGCAUCCUAAAGAAAUCUACGGUGGACAAAUUAGAGCUAUUCCAAGUCUAUGGAAAUGAGAUUCGUCAGAUUAAAACAGUUGCCGACCACCAUAUCCAGACUAUUAAGAAAGAGGUUGGUUCCGAAGUAGAAUGGGCUAUUGAAAGAGACAGGGCCAGGGAAAAACAAGAUGCUGAUGGAGUCGACCAGGAGAUCGAUGUGAGAAGCCAAACACUCCAAGAGGAGUUUCAAGAGAUUCAGGAGAUCCAAAACAACAACGAAGAGGGAGAGAAGCGACAUGAAAAAAAUAAUUCAAAUGCAGAGAGAAGACGACAACUGAUCCGUGAUAAACAACGGAUUCUCCAGCUAGAGAAAUCAAGGCAAGACGACACAAAUGCAAGAGAAAAAGCAAAAGAGAUAGUGGACAGAAUUCUUGAAGACGAUAUAAGUAUUGUGAAAGAUGGACAUCGUGUGAAUCCAUCAGUGAGUGAGGAACUAAAGAAGCAACUGAACGGGGGUGAGUUGGAAGAACUUAUUCGUGUUAUAUCAGAUGUGAGGUUUAUGAAGGGUGUUGGGCGAGAGUUGUAUGAUGGAAGAAUUGAUGGGUAUGAUGGAGAGUGGAAGCUCAUUGAUACAAUCGAUGUCACAGAUACAAUCAAAUUCCCACGCCUUGUUGGAUGUAUAAAUAAAGAUCAGGUGAUGAUCACAAAUGGACCGGCUAGUGAACAACACUGCAAUACCUACAUAUUAGAUUUGAACAGUAAAAACAUCCAGAGAGUGAUCAACGGUAAUCAAAUGUCUUGGGUUAUUACUUGUGCAGUGCUGAAUGACGGCACGGUGGUAUGUGGUAGAUACGUCAAAGGCUGUAGAGGAGGCAGUUUACCUAAGUGCAUCAGUGUAUACGAUAGACAGUGGAAUCACAUCAAUGACGUCACAAUACCAAGGAACACGGUGAAUAAUGGCACAUGGGUGGGUGUUGAAGCUGAUCAGGAUGGGAUGAUCAUCGCAGCCGAGGGGAGUCAGUCUAAGAUUUAUGCCAUCAACAUGGACAACCCAGCUGAUGCUACCAUUAUCAAUACGAUCACGUGUCAAGAGAAGAUGAGAAUGAGCUGUGUGCUGUCAUCAGGUCACAUCAUCGCUCGAACCACACCAUUUGAUCGUAGGGUGCGCAUCAUUAACGGGGGCGGUGAUCAUAGGAAAAUCUCCCACACUGACAUCAUUUACAAUGUGUGCGUUGAUCGUAUGACAGACGACCUCUACGUCGUGACAUCAGAUGAUGAGUACAAGACGUGUGUGAUUGAUCAGGUGACGAGUGGGGGUGAUGUAAUAAAGAGAAGAGUAGCAUCAUUCCCUUUAUCAAUUAGACUCACACGGGCUACUAGACCCGCUCACAUUAUCGCGUCUCGAGUGACGAUGACGUCAUCGGGAAAUCUGCUUGCAUGUGAUGGCGAUAAUAUUCUCAUUUUCAAAAAGUGCUUUAUCCUUUAGAUCAAUUGUAGAUUAAUCACAACCAUGAUAUUACUGAACAUGUAUGGUUCACUUAGGAAAAUCACGAGGAAGAAUGAUUAUGAUUUAUUUCAAACUUUGGCGCUUCAUUUUGUCGAUUAUUAUACACAAUCCUUAACAAUAUUAAAAACCUAAGCUCUUACAUCCAAGAACCGAGAUAUUUAAGAGGGAUAGGGGACUGGGAAAUGGCAUGGCAUUGUGCGCGACAUUUUAGCACCAAUACAAGGAAGAAGAGGGAGAGGUAGAAGGAUGCGACAUACAUUCAUUUGAAAGUAUGUUACUAUAAACUAUAGUAGCAGGGACAAUGGGCUUGACAAUGUUUGGAGACAUUUAUAUUUUAUGCUAUGCUUGGGCCCCUGGUGAUAAGCUCUUAGAUUUUAAGGGGCCCACACCUUAUGCAUCAAUGCUUGAUUUAAUUGUACACAUUGUAAAUAUACAUUUUUAUUAUUUUUACACAUGAAGGUGGAAUAAAUGAAAAUAAAAUUUAUUUCAAAACUCCCAAGCUGGUAUGGGCUUAGUCCAGAUUGGACCUUGGUCUUUGGGAAAGAGAACUUAGAGAGUGGGAAUCAUGUGCCCUCUAUGUUAGCUUUGGGAAAGAGAACUUAGAGAGUGGGAAUCAUGUGCCCUCUAUGUUAGCUUUGGGAAAGAGAACUUAGAGAGUGGGAAUCAUGUGCCCUCUAUGUUAGCUUUGGGAAAGAGAACUUAGAGAGUGGGAAUCAUGUGCCCUCUAUGUUAGCUUUGGGAAAGAGAACUUAGAGAGUGGGAAUCAUGUGCCCUCUAUGUUAGCUUUGGGAAAGAGAACUUAGAGAGUGGGAAUCAUGUGCCCUCUAUGUUAGCUUUGGGAAAGAGAACUUAGAGAGUGGGAAUCAUGUGCCCUCUAUGUUAGCUUUGGGAAAGAGAACUUAGAGAGUGGGAAUCAUGUGCCCUCUAUGUUAGCUUUGGGAAAGAGAACUUCCAAACUCCAAGGUCCAAUUUGGACUAGUAUAGGCUUGUCCUGUGCCACUCAAUCCAGUAUUACAUUGUAUCAAGAUUUUUUUAAACCAAGCUAUACCGGAAUACUUUCUUUGUUUUAGUUAAAAUUAAUCAAACAUGUGAUUUGCAGACUGCUGAAUAGGUUGAUCAUCGCGUUUCAUCGUGUAUUAUUCAGUUCAUCUUAUACCUUUGUAUGACUACUUGCGUUCCUCAUUGACCAGUUCAUUAAUUUGUAUCAUACUGGUUUUAAACAUUAUUAUUUUACCCUUUAUACUCUGCCACGUGGUGAUAAAAUGAAACAUUUCUUCUUUUUUUUUAAAUUGGUUUGAGUGUUAUCUUAAUUUAGUAGUGUAAAUGUAAAAUAAAAAAACUAUAAAAUAAAUAACAUAACAGUAGCAUAGGACUUUCGAUUACAUUUAUUCCUUAAAACUUACCUUUACAAGCUUGAAAACAAUAUAUCUUCUGUCUCUGUAUCACAUAAAGGUAAAGUGGUUUUAACAUUUGAGAGUUUUGUAAGGUAUACAUGGUAAGAGAAUAUAAUAAAUAUGGUAUAUUACAUUUACGCAUUUAACAUGUCUGAUAAUUAAUUUCAAUGAUAUUUUGACACUUUAAGUUAUGAACUUAAGUGAGAUUAACGGCUACAAUUACUGUCUAUUAUUGUUUGAUAAUAUUACUUGUAUGUUUUUUUGUUUAUAUUCAUGAAUUUCGAUAAAAUAUUAUUACAAAAGAACUAUACCGUUGGUUAAAUGGUACAACAAAAUAACUGACCAUGGAGUUUCAUAGUUGCCUGUUGCAGAGAACAUAAAUGUAUGUUUUGGUAUACUGAUUAAAUUUUAACAAAAUCGAAGCCGCUUGGGACUUUACUCCUGCCACAACGCUUGUAGUGAAGCAGAAUUCUAUUUUAAGUAUUCCAAGCAUUUUCUUUCAACUUUCAAAUAUAAUAUAAACCACAAUUCGAAAAAAAAAAAAUGCGUCGAAUCGGAAUAUGUAGUGGCUCCUGACGUGUAUCUUGAUUGGUGUCCCAGUGUCCUCUGUAAACAAAGGACCUAAAAUAUUAACUCUUGCGAGUAGCUUUAUGAAAUAUUGUGAUGUAUAUCUGAUGGGUGUUUCAAAAAGCAGUACGUAAGUUACGAUUGAUUGACUUUAGGCAUGGCUGGUGAGACUUUCUUGUGGCACAUGACAUAUUUCCACUGAUAAGAACAUGUUCCAGUUGAGUACGCAAAACUUUCCGAAUAGCCUCUCGAAACGCCCCUUGUUCUGCUAAUUGCAACUGACAGUGUUUUCUCCUUUCAAAAUAUAUAUUGCAAUCGAUCAAGUAUUUGGAAAUAUGUAAUCGAUAUAGCAAUCAAUUCGCUUUUGCAAAGAUCUUUUAACUUUUUAUCUUGCUUUUACUUUUAUGAAUUGUAUAUAGGUCCUAAACAAGUUCAGGAAUACAUAACGGCUUGCGUUAUCAUUAGCUAUAUAAACCAAAUAAAAAGUGGGAUACCAAGAUUUUAAGCGGUUUCACUUUCAUGAUCGUCAUCAGUCCAUUGCUCGUUGACAUAUUCUCAAUCGUGAGACUUUCCACUAAUUCUUGUUGUUUACAAAAUGCAUGAUUUGGUAUUUUGAAAAGUGUUGGAAUACGAAAAGGGGGGAGGAUCCAUGAUUCCAGAUGAGGGCACAAAGAAUGCUUAAAGAAUGUGACAAUUCCCCCAUAAGCGAGGGGAAAAUGAUAAUUCCAAAAUAGAUACCAUUUCCUCUUUAUCUGUCUGUCUGUCUCUCCCACUCUUUUUACAUAAAAUGACAAGCC